Molecule: messenger RNA, 2190 nt
Organism: Aspergillus ochraceoroseus IBT 24754
Lineage: Eukaryota; Fungi; Ascomycota; Eurotiomycetes; Eurotiales; Aspergillaceae
Product: ribosome biogenesis GTPase LSG1
Exons: 1
Coding region: 202-2190 (662 amino acids)
Biological process (GO): ribosomal subunit export from nucleus
Cellular component (GO): cytosol
Molecular function (GO): GTP binding; GTPase activity
Source: RefSeq, a predicted model, not a curated record
GUCUUGAUCUACAGCUUAUAUCUGGAUUUCUAAUUCUCCAGCAGCAAAAAAAAGAGAGAGAGAGAGAGAGAGAGAGAGAGAGAAAAGUGCUGAGUCAGCAGUCCGCCGCGGGGUUUUUUUUUGUGGCAGUUGGAAAUCUUCGAAGAAAUCCCAACUUCAUCAACUACUUUGCCCACGUCCAUCGACCAUCGCUAUUCAGUCAUGGUGCUGGCAAAAUCUAAAAAUGCCGUGGGGCUGGGCAACAGCCUCAUGAACGAUCGGUUCGGCAAGGGAAAGGCCUCGAAUAUGAAGAAAGCCUCCCAUAAUGCCGCCAUCACACGCAAGGGCAUGGAUGGAGAUACUUACAUCACCAACUCCCACAAGGAGGCUGCGUGGGUCAAGAUGCGCAGUAUCACAGAGCAGGCCGCCUUGGAUGAGUUCCUUAACACCGCUGAGCUUGCCGGAACCGACUUCACGGCCGAAAAGAUGAACAACGUGAAGAUCAUCCACGCCGACCAGAAGAACCCUUACCUACUCUCGGCUGCUGAGGAGCAGAGUGCGAUCCGGAAACACAAGAAGAACAAGGGCAGGCUCACCGUGCCCCGCCGUCCGCAGUGGGAUAAAUCGACGACCCGCAAUGAGCUCGACUCUAUGGAGCGAGACGCUUUCAUGGACUGGCGCCGUGGUCUCGCCGAGCUUCAGGAGAACAAUGACCUGCUGAUGACGCCGUUCGAGCGUAAUAUCGAGGUUUGGCGCCAGCUGUGGCGUGUGAUUGAGCGAUCCGAUAUCAUUGUGCAGAUUGUCGACGCCCGUAACCCGCUGCUCUUCCGCUCCGAGGAUCUCGAAACCUACGUGACGGAAAUUGACCCGAAGAAGCGAAACCUGCUGCUGGUGAACAAGGCGGAUAUGUUGACUGAAACGCAGCGAGAGAUGUGGGCAGACUACUUCGACCGGAGUGGAAUCAGCUUCCGGUUUUUCUCCGCCCAUCUAGCGAAGGAGCGCAAUGAGGCCCGUCUCAACGAGGAGGGGUCGGAGUUCGAAUCGGAGUCUGAGAGUGAGACUGAAACGCUAGCAAAGACGACAGAAUCUGUGAACCUCGAGGGCUCUAGCGAGGAGGGACAGGCGGACGCAGAUGACGGCGGGGUAGAGCUUUCCAGCGAGGCCCCAGUCUCCAAACGUACGGAUAUCCUCGAUGUGGACGAGCUGGAGGAACUCUUCCUUUCCAACGCUCCAGACGCUCCCGAGGAGGAGGAAGAAGUCGAGGAAGACGGCACCCCUAAGCAGCGAAAGACGGUCAUCGGUCUCGUCGGAUACCCCAACGUCGGCAAGUCCAGCACCAUCAACGCUCUCCUUGGAGCCAAGAAAGUGUCCGUCUCCUCGACACCCGGAAAGACCAAGCACUUCCAAACGCUCUACCUCUCGCCCGAGAUCAUGCUCUGCGAUUGUCCCGGUCUUGUGUUCCCCAACUUCGCCACAACCAAGGCCGAGCUUGUCGUGAGCGGCGUCCUCCCCAUCGACCAGCAACGCGAAUUCACGGGACCGGCUGGCCUCGUCGCCCAGCGCAUCCCCAAGCACUUCCUGGAGGACUUGUACGGUGUGACGAUCAAGACCCGCCCCAUCGAAGAAGGCGGCACCGGUAUCCCAACUGCCCACGACGUCCUCCGGGCCUACGCUCGUGCGCGCGGCUUCGCAACGCAGGGCCAGGGUCAACCGGACGAAUCGCGCGCGGCCCGCUACGUGCUCAAGGACUACGUCAACGGGAAGCUCCUCUUCUGCCACCCACCCCCGGCGGCAGAAGGCGAAGAGCCCAUCGACCUGGACGAAUUCAACAAAGAGCUCUACGACUGGGACCACCUCCCGGCGCGUCGACAGGCGAUGCUCGCGGCGCACCAGCAAUCGUCCUCCGCCUCCGCCUCCGCGAAGGCGCCACUCCAGGGAUCCAAAUCGCAGACACUGGACCAGGGAUUCUUCGGGCGACCGGGAGCGCAGACGUCGUCGGGCGGACGACUGGUCAUGCCAUUCAACGCCAAGUAUACGGAGCAGGGCCAGGAGAUCCGCAAGCCACUGACGGGACGCAAGGAGCGAAUGAUGGUGGCGCUGGAGCGGGGGGUUGACGUUUCCGAGGUACGAGGGAACUCGAAGAAGCAUUUCAAGACCAAACAUAAGAAUCAGAAGAAGGGGAAGAAGGCAGCCGCGGAUGAUGACUAUUAG